GAGGGGACAGCUCCAGUGCUGAUCUUAGAGCCGGUCAGGAAGCAGAAGGCGAGAGUGUGCGGAACCUGAGCUGUCAUUUUUAUUUUUAUUUUCCUUUUAUUCAGGAGGGAAUCCCGAACGGGGAAUUGUCUUUUUGUUUCCAGCUGUGCAACCCACUCCCCCUCCCCCCUCACAUAAAUAAGACAAAGGAAGAGCCAGAAAGACCAUGAGACACGAAGCUCCCAUGCAGAUGGCGUCUGUACAAGAUACCAGAUAUGGACAAAAAGACACGUCUGAUCAGAACUUUGAUUAUAUGUUCAAGCUGCUCAUUAUUGGCAACAGCAGCGUUGGGAAAACAUCCUUCUUGUUCCGCUAUGCCGACGACUCCUUUACUUCUGCCUUUGUGAGCACCGUCGGCAUCGAUUUCAAGGUCAAAACUGUCUUCAAAAAUGAGAAAAGAAUUAAACUCCAAAUCUGGGACACAGCCGGGCAGGAGAGAUAUCGCACAAUUACUACUGCCUAUUACAGAGGGGCAAUGGGAUUUAUCUUAAUGUAUGACAUUACCAAUGAGGAGUCCUUUAAUGCAGUACAGGACUGGUCAACUCAGAUCAAAACCUACUCCUGGGACAAUGCCCAAGUUAUAUUGGUUGGAAACAAAUGCGACAUGGAAGAUGAAAGAGUCAUUUCAGCUGAAAGAGGAAAACACCUGGCAGAGCAACUUGGUUUUGAGUUCUUUGAAGCAAGCGCUAAAGAUAACAUCAACGUGAAGCAAACGUUUGAGCGGCUGGUGGAUAUCAUUUGUGAUAAAAUGUCAGAGAAUAUUGAAACAGACGCAGCAGCUACGGCUGCGAAACAGACCACAAGACUAACAGACAAGGCACCACCACAGCAACCCAACUGCGGAUGUUAAUAAUCUCAUCCAUCAGUGUGUUCAAUUUCCAAUAAGUAUUUAAAAACAAAAACAAAAAAAAAAUAAAGAUAAAAAAGGUCCAUAAGCUUUCCCUUUCUACUGCCUUCAUAUCUACUUGAAAAAAAUGAGAACAGAGCUCUUAUUUUAUAUAGUAAGCUGAUGAUGGCCAGAAGGAGGCUGCUAUAUAGUGGAAUGGCAAGCUUAAGGCACGUUGCCUUUUGUUGGCUUUCAAGUUCAGCAACAGAUGGAAAGCUACAAGUUAAACCAGGCACGGGCAACUGAAGAUACCCCUGAUGUUGCUGAGCUACAAUUCUCAACAUCCCACUGAUUCUUCAACAUCUGAAGUUCCUUCAGUUGACCAUCCCUGAGUAGACAUUGUUGUUUAAACAAAUGUCCUUCAUUCCAGCUGUUGCAGAAAUGGCUUUGUGCACUCUAAAUACCAGUGUGCUUUUUAUGAGGCGAGUGUUCCCAUUAAUAUACCAUGGGCUACAUUAUGAUCCACACAAUGCUGAUAUUAUAUCUUUUCUUUUUUCCACUUCAAAGUCUCCUGAUUGGCUCUGUCUCCUGUACAUUUUCUGCAGCCUUUCUAGAGCUUCUCUCCUUCAUCAAACAGUAACCAAUUGUUUCCCUAUAGAAUAUUUAAUAAAAAGUAAAAUUAUUAUUAGUUCAUCCCCCUCUGAGUGAAUGUCAAUGUGAUAAAUCAGUAGUAUUAUUCAGCUUCUUUUUAGGCAAGUAUCUCAAGCCCUUUGGGGUUUUUUGGAUGUUGCUGCUGUUUUGUAGUUGUUUCAGUGGCUUACAGCCUCAGGCAAGCCUCAUAUUGCCAUUAUGAGUGAUACAAGCAGGGCUGCCAUCAGGGGAUACUACAGUCAGGGGCAGAGAGGAUCCCAAGAGAAGUAAAGGUAUUAUUCACAGUCAGUCAUGGAGAAACUUGUGGGAAGUAGGCAGGGUUUGGGUAGGUCAUGGGCAGGGUUUUGGCAUGAUGGGGCAUGACUGAGGUGGAGCAGGGUGUGGUCAUACAUGCUGGAGCCAUUUGUGUGUUUUUAUUAGGGCCCUGUCCUAGUUUUUGGCGGGGCUUUACAGCUAGAGGCCUAGUAAUUGGGCCCUCUCUAAAGGGCAUAUCCAAAUGGGAUUUUCAGUCUCACCCAUUCCAACAAUGCCUUUCAGUUUUACGUUUGGGCCUCGGUUGCUAGACGUGCAAAUGCUUUAUAUUCUGUAGCUGAUGAAAAAGAGACUAAUUGCCAAACCGUUAGUCACAGAAGUGUUCUGCAUACAGGGAGGGCUGCUGUGCAAAGAUGUUAGCGGCUAAUAUUAUUGCAAAAAAUAUUUAUUUUGGUGCCAAAAGGUUCCCAGAUUGUGCAGGUUUAAGGUUCAUGUGUAAAGUGUUAUUCCCUUAUACGGCAGUUUCUUAUCCCUAAACAUACGUUGCCAUGUUAUUAUUGUAAAAGUAAAUUAUGAAGCCAAUGUAUGAAGUCAUGUGAUCAAUGUUGGUCCAGACUGGAGGUUCCUUUUAAUGGUUUUGGGUAAAUGCCUGAUCCGUUGCUAAGUACUGUAUUUGGAAAUAACGAUUGCAGUGUAUUGCUAUCUGUUAUAUUUUGUAUUGUUAUUAAAUCUGCAGUACAACGUACAGGGGCAUGUUUGCCCCAACUCCACCUUAGCUUGGCAUUGCCUACGUAAACAUUUUGGGGGAUAUUUUGAACAUUUUCUACACUCAUUAUUCGCUAACCCCCUUUGUAGUAAAAGGCAGUAAACCUGUUCAGGAGCAGUAACCCAUAGCAGCCAAUAACAUGUUUGCUUGUGGUGACCAGUGAAUGCUACCCGCUGAUUGGUUGCUAUAGGUUACUGCACCUGGGCAAACUUAGUGCCUUUUGUUACAUUACCCUGUAAGGGUUUUGUUCUAUGUAGCAGGUUAUAGUAAUGGAUAUGGGGCUUCAGUUCUGGCAAUGGAGGGAAACAAACAGUUACGGUUAUUUAAGUUUUCAUAAAAGAUGACACAAUGCGCAAUUGAACUAAGUUUAGCCAGCCAUGGGACACACGGUGAUGAAUUUCCCCACAACAUUUUCCUCUUUUGGCCACUAAUUUUUCAUACAAGUGAAACACAGCAAGGUUAUUAAGCAGCUUUGUGCCUCUUAUCUACCAUCAAAGCUGAUUGUCUCCAGCUUGCUGGCUCCCUUGCGCGAGGGAAGUUUCCUAGGACAUGGUGGGGCUGAAGAUAUGAGAAAUCCUAUUAUUUCUGGUAGAAGCAGAAAAAGAUAAGGCUGGGUAUGUAAAUAACUUCCAGUUCAAAUAAGAAGAAAAAGUUUUGGCAUUUUCAUAACUUUGGUGUUUUCUUUAAUAUUUUAUGUGAUUUUGGAGGAAGCGUCCAGUUGAAGCUGUAAAAAGUAGCAGCAUUUUCUGCUUGUUCUGUAUAGUUCUGUAUAGUGAUGGGCGAAAUGUUUCACCAGGCAUGGAUUUGAGGUGAAUUUCCGCAUUUUGCUACUGGCGGAUUUUUUCACGAAACGCAUGAAAAAAAUUGGCGCGUGUCCAAAAAUCGCCCGUGUCAAAAGAAUUGUUGUGGGCAUCAAAAAAGUUGUCGCACGUAAAAAGAAUUGUCACCCACGCCAAAAGAAUUGUCAGGUGUCAAAAGAAUUUUUUUGACACCCAACAUUUUCGCCGUUUCGCGAAUCAUUUGAAAGAUUCGCAAAUUUUUCAGCGAAGCGAAAUGGGACAGAUUAGCUCAUCACUAGUUCUGUAUAGUAUAUAACACUGGUACAUUAAGUUAGCCAUAUAAAUUAUCAUCCCAAUAAAUUUUGUACCAUGGCGAUCGUUGUUUAGUCGGUCGGACAGGUUAGAAAACUUCAGUUGGAUAAGGAUGUUAAAAUCUGUAUGUAUUGUGUAUCUGCCGAUAUCCUUGGGGGACCUACAAUGCGUUUCUAGGAAGUCACUUUCGUAUGAUUGGUCCUUUAUCCUACAAUUUCAAACUUUUAUAUCAUUUCUUUAAAAUUUAUGAUCAAUAUCCAAACGUAGUUUGGAAGAAGACUAAAAUCUGAACGUGUGUGGCUUAAAGCUGAUCCACCAUGGUGAUUAGAGUCUGCUGGCGGAGAUUUUGUUUCAGAUAUAAUUCCAUAGAAUCUAUUUGGAAUGUAAAAAAACAUAAGGGGAGAAAGGAAUUUCCCCAGAGCUAGUGAAGAACCACCAUCUUGGCUCACCCUUUUCUAGAUGGUGACCUUCCCUUUGAUAUAUUCUUACCAAGAUAUUGCAGUAAAUUACUAUGACAGAGGCUGCUUAGGGAUUUUGCAUAAAGCAUAAUGUAUUUCUAUGGUACCUGUGCAUGUUGUACAGCCUGUGUUUCUAUGGUUAUGUGAUAUAACAGAAAUGAUCUGCUAUUAUUUAUUGGAUUCUUUAGUGAUAUCCCCAUCAGCAUUACACCACUCACACACUGCAUAUUUGUUGUGCAUGACUUUGUGAGCUCUGGCUCAUUAAUAGAAGGGAAAAAAUGUGUUUUUUUUCUGAUUAGAAAUUCUCUAUUUGUUAUGAAUGGUUUCACCCCAAAAAGAGUGAUCUGACUGCAGCACACAGUAAUUACAUUAAGUCUCAAAUAAGAAAACACUGUGACUUGGUUUCCUCUUGGUCAUUUACUUUAAUCAUUUAGUCUUUUCUUCUGGGAAUACAUUUCCCUACAUUGUGACCAUUUCCCCCCUUUUCAUCAACUAUGUUACAGCAAUUCUAAUGCAGGCCCCAUACUAGUCAAUUCAUUCAUAUAUUGUUACUAUCUAGUGGGCUGGUGUGCCUCGGUGUACUUGGAAUGCCAGGGACUAUUGUGAUUCCCAGUCCAGAUCUCCCGGUAUCUGAUCCUAACCCACUAAAUGUUGCCAUUGUAGGACCCACACCCAACUUGUACAUGUGUCUUGCUGCUCUUUACCCUACUUCUGUGCAUCUCUGGUUCCAAGACAGGGAAUCUUCACAAGCAGAGGAGGAGUGUUCUUCCCCUGUCUGACCUGCUUCCAUCCCUAACCAACAAUGGUCGCCCCAACUUUCAGCCCAACCCAUGGUCCAGCAUUUUGGGUCAACCCUUACAUCACUACUCCAAAUUCCUCCUUGAGUUAUAUGUACUCAAAUGAUCAGAUAUUGGGGGUUACCUAAAGAGCAAGUUCCCAAAACAGCAAGCGAAUUUGGUGCAGAUAUAAAGCAGGUUAUUGCCAGUAGGUACUACAGUUGAAUUAGUGAACAUACAACAACCAGAUGGAAUAUAAAUGCUAGCGAUAUCAUCAAUACCAGCAUGUAAUGGGCUGAGUUUGUAAUUGAAACAUUUUCACUUGAUAAAUGUAGACACGUUCGCCUAUGCGCUGAUUUAAUGCUGCUAAUAUAUCAAAUUCCGCCCUACUUUGAGUAAGGAAGACACUGGGACCAAGGCUUGUAUGGUAGGGUUUCUUGUAUGGUUGUUCUGACAUAGAUAAAUUGAAGAACCUGGCACAGAUAAUAUCCCCACAUGCAAUUACCCUUAUAAAAUCAUGGGAAAGACCUGCAACAAGACACCACUAUAUAUUUAGCAACUAUAAAUAGAAAAAUAAAGAAAGAAGAUUUAGUGGGUCUUAGUCUAAAGCAACAUGGGACACUAAUAAUCUCCCAAAAGAUACAACACGUGCUUAAUCGUGUCAGACACUCGUGGGACGUGCAGCAUACUGUAUGGGGAAACUGAUUGGCUGUAGAGGGCUGGCUAAUAGACUGUUUCUCUUAAAUCUCAAGGCUUUGGAGAUAACCAAGUUAUUCACUCAUUCACAUCCUUUGCAAGCACUGAAUUGUAAUUGAGUCAGUUCUUUAUACAAAAGCAUAGUACAACAUUAAUGCAUCAUUGCGUGCAACACGAAGCCUUGGGUAGCCACUAGCCAGGGCCUCAAUAAGGGGAGUAAAAAUCAUUACAAAUGCUACAUGAGAUCAGCUUAUGCCGCUUUGCUCACUUUCCCAGUUGUUUGUCCUUAGGACCACAUGGCAUUGGGAUACUUUAACCAUAUUCAUGGGGGUGGCUAAAUCACUAACUGAAUGUUUUUAGUCAUAAAAUAUUCAAAAGUUUAAUUUCUGUACAGCACCUAGUACCUCCCUGAUGCUUCACGCAUUUUCAAUCCCCGUAUUGUUCAAUGAGCGCCCCCCUCAUCUGUUUUCAGCAGAAUAUCAUUUGCAUGUUAUUGGUAGAGAAAACUGUGUUUUAUAGACAUUUCAAAGUAUCUUUGGAUCUAUGCACACUUACUGUCAGUACCAGGAGGAUGAAGACGUAUCUCAUACUGGGCCCAAGUGGGACUUUCAGCUAAGGGAAGCCAUGCAGGUCUUUUGCAGCUUUACUAUCUAUCACAAGCUCUGAUGUUAUUCAUGGAACUGUUUGAAGCUCAGCCCUGCUGAAGGAUACCCUAUGGCUGUCCCAAUGAGCCAUGUUUCCUUCUUCUUCUUUAAACCAAUAGGCUACUUGUUCCAAGGCAAUAGCUGCAGUAAUGGUUACAGUGUUUAUCCUUUGUUUCCAAUUCUCUAUAGUAUUGUGUCAGUCUGUACAAUUGUGUCUGUGUAUGGGUGUAGUUAGGUCUUUUUGGCUUCUGCGAUGUGUUCGGUGUUGCAUGAUUCAAUGUAUAUGUGUAUUUGUGUGUAGAUAUACAUGCACACGGAUAUAGUAUAUAUUUAUAUAUGAAUAACCUCUCGUAUGAGAGACUUUGGGCCAAUAAGUGCAAUAUUUGGUGACCUAUUCAGUGUAUAUAGAGACAGAGUGGAGGUGUUUUCAUGUGCCUAUCAUAUUUAGUCGAGGAUGUGAGGGUGACUGGGGUAAGAGCAUUAUUCUCUCAUACAGAGAGACGCAAACGAGCGAGUAAGUAAUAGUGGGAGAGAGUGGCGUAGUAUUAGAAGUAUUAGAAGCACUGAGAGAAAUUAGAUAUUUAAAUGGAUUUAAGUGUUUAUGAAAUAUUUGCCGAAAUAUAUUUGUAUAUUAUAAAUAUCCUUAGAAAUAUACAUCAACUACUAGCAGAAACAAUCAAUGUACAGAUAAAGAGAUACAAUUAUAUAAUAAACAGAAUACAAAAUAAAAUGACCCAGCAUACAUUGGUUUUGUUGCAAAUCCAUUAGCCCUACUUGGUGUGUAGAGUAGGGGAGAUUUCCCACGCUGCUCAGUAGUGACGCAGAAUGCACUAACAAGAAAGCAUAGACUGUUCCUUAGAGAGAUGGCUUCGGGAGAGUAAUGACAUAGACUUGAAAAUGACAUUAUGUUUUGGGGUUCUGUGCCAGCCCUUUAGCUGGGUCUAUAAAGAUGCCCCCAGUAGCUCCGCAUCUUUUUCUCUAUGGUUUCUGUUCUGCUGUCACUUACAAGGCUAAUUAAUCAUUAAUUCAGAUCCUCGUUACAUGGCAGCUCCGAAAGCAGUGCAGUCUGCUUCACAAUGUAAUAAUCAGCCCUGUAGCAUCAGCUUCUAUUUUCCGCUUGAUGAUUUCUGACAACUGGGGAUGAGUAGGAUACAGAUUUGCGGCAACAUUUGCAUUUUCGCAAGUGACAAAUAUUUUCACAAAUCCCCAUUCCCAUUCAUUUCCGCGCCACUCACAAAAUGGCCUCACAAAAUCCAAGAUGGGGAGCUCCUGUGGACAUCUUUUAACGCCUGGGUUAUUGCUGUUAUAGAGAUGCUGAGUCACAGCUGGAUAAGAGAAAACACCCAUUGACUCCAAUGCAUUUGGCACAAGAAAAAAAAGACCAUUGACACUAACGCAUCAGGCAAAUUUUUGGCAAAACUUUGAAGGUCUAGAUCAUUACUGGUAGGGCUGCAGAACCUCUCUGCUGGUACAGGAAGCUUAGUUCUAACUCUAGCUUUAGAGGCAACCAUGUUUAUUACUAAACUUAACAUUCAAGGUUCUGCCCAUUAUAAUUUGGGCCCCACAUGCUGCUCAGAUAUAAUAUAAAUGUAAAUAUUCAGCAUAAAUGUUCUAUACUGUAGCAUCAGGUAGAUGUAAUUGUUGAUUAUGAUACCUAGAUGAUGAAAGGGUUGAAUGUAGGGAUGCACCAAAUCCAGUUUUUGGGUUCGGCCAAAUCUACCGCAAGGGAUUUGGCCGAAUACUGAACCAAAUCCUAAUUAGGAUUUGGAAGGGUUAAAAUUUUCCACUUCCGUGUUAACAUGACAAAAAGUCAUUUGAUUUUUAGGAUUCACAUUCGGUUCACCCAGGAGCAUGGAUUCAUCCAAAUCCUGCCGAAAAAGGCUGAAUCCUGGCCAAAUACCAAACCGAAUCCUAGAUUCAGUGCAUCCCACAGAGCCAAACCCGUCAUGUACUGAUCUAUAAGGUGGGCUGUUCCAAAAUACAACUGCCAAAUGAAGCCUGGUUGUUUUGUGAGUAGCCAUGCAGUAAUAUAUAGUAUCAAUAAAGUAUAUUUGUAGGUAUAAAUAUAGUAUUUUGACUACUAAGGACCUGCCCCCUUCCCCCCCCCAAAUGGAUUUCUUGGUAUGUCUACUUUUACUGUCCCUCCCAUUUCAUUCAACCUGUAAAGCCUACAUUAGAGGCAAUUCAUUCACAUUAAAUAAAAGUUGUCGCUAUGGUUCUUCUCUGCAUAGAAUUGGCUGGACCCUAAUAAACAAUGUGAAAUCUCUCACCUGAAUUGCAUUAUGGGGCAUCAGUGCCUAUUACAAUUAUUAUCUCCUAUUAUAUCGUUAUUAGAUGAAAUACGAGUUGAUUUGGCUUUGUUGUUUUAUUUUCCUAAUCUGUAUGUCCCUUGCUGGGAAUAUCCAAUAGGAUUUGUUUAUUUUCAGGGGAGAUCUAUAGGCAAUUAGAGACAGAAAAGAUAAAUAUGUCAAUAGUUGUGCCAAGAAUGUGUAAUUAUAAAGAAUUGUGUAGAUUUUAGGCAAUGUAUCCCCCAGUGUAAAUAUAUCCAUUGUGGGUUUAUAAGUGAAUGUGAAAUAAAAAAAAAGACUGUAAUAAACAUAUCCAUAUAUUUAUAUCAAAUAUGGAUCAAUCUUAAUGACAUUUUCAUUUUGUUUCAUAAUAGAUCACUAUGCACUCGACAUUGGCAUGGCAGAUCCAUACUGACACCAAGGGGCAGAUUUAUUACACUAUGAAUUCGCUGCAGUUUGGGAUCAUUGGGGCAAAAAUACACAGAAUCAAAUUGUUGUUAAUAAGACUUUAAUGAACUUGAGAAAAAUAACUACAAUUCUAAAAAAAAACUAAAAC
Molecule: messenger RNA, 9043 nt
Organism: Xenopus tropicalis (tropical clawed frog)
Lineage: Eukaryota; Metazoa; Chordata; Amphibia; Anura; Pipidae
Gene: rab3c
Product: RAB3C, member RAS oncogene family
Exons: 5
Coding region: 206-889 (227 amino acids)
Biological process (GO): intracellular protein transport
Cellular component (GO): plasma membrane
Molecular function (GO): G protein activity; GTPase activity; GTP binding
Source: RefSeq, a predicted model, not a curated record